CUGUCGCACAUUUCCUCUUUUCUCUCCCCACCCCACCUUUUUCCAACUUCGAGACCCCAUGCUCUAACUCUUCCACCAUCUUCCUCACACACUUUUCUCAUCCUUCUUCUCCUUCGUAAUGUUUGUCCUUACUUUCACCCUUCUCGCUUUGUAUCUUCUUGUCUUCUCCCUUCCUCAUCUUCUUUUGUGUAGGGCAGUACGACAAUGCACGAGCGACGCGUGCAGAGACUAACUCACCACGCCCUUGCUUAACUUGAUUUAGAGUAAACACCAACAGUUUUUCGUCUUUUCGUUUUGUUUGCUUUUUUUUCUUUUAAUGUGUCCUUUAAUCUUGCUGCUGCUGCUGCUGCUGCUGCUGCUGCUGAUGAUGAUGAUGAUGAUGACGACGACGACGACGACUAACGACGACGACGACGAUGAUUAUUAUUAUUUUUUUUAAAAUUAGACUUGGCCUGUCCUCUGCCCGAAACAUGGGAGCCUUUGUGUAACGAGCCUGUUAAGCGAGUGCUACUUGUGGCUGGAUGCCCCGAGUACAACAGCGUGAAGGCAAAUAUGUCCCGGACUGCAAACAACUCUUUUACCAUUAUAUCAAUCGAGCGUAUCCAGAAUGGCGAUUUAUACAGGCAGUAUGUUGCUAAAAAGGCGCAGAUAGACAGGCAGAACAAUGGGAUGUCCUCAGAGAAAACCUUGUGGCAUGGCACCUCGUUACAGGCCAUAGACAAUAUUAACCUCUACGGCUUCAACCGCAGCUUUUGUGGAAGAAAUGCUACUUAUUAUGGACAAGGUGUGUAUUUCGCGGUCAACUCCAGCUACUCCAUGAGCAACGUCUACUCUGCGAAAGAUCAGUUAGGGAACAAACACAUGUACCAGUGCAAGGUGUUGGUCGGGUGUCCCACAGUCGGGAAUAGCGAUAUGAAGUUCUUGCCCACUCGACGAGGAAAUAUAAUAUACGAUUCUGCCACCGACAGCACAUCUCAACCAAGCCAUGAGUGUUUGACUGCUGUCACCUAUGAUGUGUCACUGACUGACCGAGUGUGUCAUUCUCCCCUUCUGCAUGUAGUCAGGUAGUACCGCUAUGUUAUGCACUACAACAAAAUGCUACACAGUAAAAUAUAAAUCAUCAUUCACACAUAGAAACCAAACUUAGAUAACUCGCACGUUUAUAAAAUACGAACUACUGGCAUAGACUUAUUCAGGAGUAUUUAUUUAUUUGGUUUAUUUGGUGACAUCGCCACUGGACGAUGUCCAGGUGUCAACUCAGAAGAAGGAUGUUGGCGGCGAGUUGUCUACCCAACAGUGGAUUUAAGGCAGAGGCGGAAAGACGUUUUCCGGGGCCUGGCGCCUCACCUGCUGCUUCCUGUGAUGUCUGCUGUUC
Pomacea canaliculata is the source of this 1375-nucleotide messenger RNA. Its product is annotated as poly [ADP-ribose] polymerase 15-like. Lineage: Eukaryota; Metazoa; Mollusca; Gastropoda; Architaenioglossa; Ampullariidae. The record is from RefSeq and is a predicted model, not a curated record. Gene Ontology annotation, molecular function: NAD+ poly-ADP-ribosyltransferase activity; transcription corepressor activity. Gene Ontology annotation, cellular component: cytoplasm; nucleus. The transcript has 4 exons. The coding region runs from base 553 to 1068 and encodes 171 amino acids. Gene Ontology annotation, biological process: negative regulation of gene expression.